Panonychus citri (citrus red mite) is the source of this 1414-nucleotide messenger RNA. RefSeq lists its product as uncharacterized. The transcript is spliced from 6 exons. Gene Ontology annotation, molecular function: protein binding. The coding region runs from base 55 to 1209 and encodes 384 amino acids. The record is from RefSeq and is a predicted model, not a curated record. NCBI's taxonomy places the organism in Eukaryota, Metazoa, Arthropoda, Arachnida, Trombidiformes, Tetranychidae.
UUUCAUUAAUCAUCAACUGUUGAUUAGAUCAAUUAAUCAACAAGAGAUGUGAAAAUGUUUCUAAAUGACUUACCCGAUGAGUGUUUGUAUUUAAUUUUCAAACGUAUCAAUGGUUUAGAUGAUUUAAUCAAUUGUGGUGAAGUCUGCUCGCGAUGGAACUAUUUAAUAAAUCGACGUUUAUUCCAUGUGAAAUAUUUAACAGGUGUUCCAAGUUCAAGCUAUUCAGUGGAUACAAUUUACUUUGGUGAAUCAGAUGCACUUAAGGAUAUAAACUUUUGGCAAUUACUACCCAAUGUUAAGAUUCUUGAUGUACCAAGAAAAAAUGAAUUCAAUUAUGAAGAUUUGGUUAAUAUAUUAACCAAAUCAAAGUCGAUUAAAGGAUUAAUCUAUCAUCCAGUUCUAACCAAAGUGUUGGCUCGUUAUUGUGGUAAUUUGGAAAUGAUUGCAACGAGAUAUUCAAAAAUUUACUUCACCGAUAUAAUAAUUAACUGUGGAACUAAAUUAAAACAAUUAUAUAUUUGGUAUUUAAGUUUUAGACAUUUAGAAAGAUUUGUAAGACAUUUACCCAAUUUACAGAGACUUCAUAUCAAUGAUACAACUGGUGAAACUAAUUACAUCUACAAUGGAUCAAUGUUGGAGAAUCUUAAAAUUCUGGAAAUUUCAUUGGAACCAUUUGAUAGAUUGAAUAUCUAUGCUGGUUUUCAUCUGAUCGACUUUUGUCCAUCACUGGUCAGCGCUUAUUUUAAUGUCCAUGGCUCGAACGGAGUUUUUUUUGAUGAAUCGGUGAAAAAUUAUUGUCUCCGUGAUUUGGUCAUCCAAUAUACGGUAUAUGAUUGUUCACACAAUUGGAUUUCUUUGCGUAAUUUUUUGACCAAAUUUCCCAAUUUAAGGCAUUUAGCUGUACGAGGCAAUCAAAAUCUGCAAGAUGAUCAUAUUAGUGAACUAAUUACAUUUCUACCUCAUUUGAUUAUACUUGAUUUAAGGUCUUGUUAUGGUGUAACUCAACAAUCAGCUGAUGAUAUUGUUGAUUAUUGUAAAAAAAAUAAACGAUUCAUCUCAAUUUAUACUAAAUCUGAUCAGCCAAUUAACUUGGAUUGGCCUGAAUUGUCUGAUUGUGAUUCCAGAAUUUGUUCAACAUUUGAUUUCAUGAGAAAUUGUUUUCUUAAAUCAUUUGAUCAAUUGCCACUCCUCAUGGAUUCAUUUAGUUAAUCAUAAACUUAUUCAUCUAAUUGUAAACUCAAUAUCAAUGUCCAUUUGUUAUUAAUCAAUCAAGAAUUGACAAUAAGCUUUGUCUAUUAUUAUGAUCUAAUAUUAAUAUUAAUAAAUCAGUAAUGAUCAUCGUUAAAUUGCCUGUUGCAAUUUAGGUGAUAGAUAAACAAUCAACAAUUAACGUCAUCAAUUAAUAAAUAUUUAA